Molecule: messenger RNA, 1325 nt
Organism: Striga asiatica
Lineage: Eukaryota; Viridiplantae; Streptophyta; Magnoliopsida; Lamiales; Orobanchaceae
Source: the annotation of a GenBank genome assembly
AAAANNNNAAAAAUGGGACAUGAUCUUCUCAGAUUCUUGAUAACAUUUACUUGCACUUUUAAUAUAUUACUAAUUUCUUCAUCCCGAUUUGCGUCGUGCAUCAAUGCAGGAUGUAAUUUUUCUCAAGGAAGUUGGAUAUUCGAUGGUUCACAACCGACGUAUAAUGUUUCGAUUUGUUCUUUUAUUGAGAAACAAUUCGACUGCAUAGGAAAUGGAAGACCCGACAAUCUCUUCUUGAAGUAUAGAUGGAAACCAAGUGGAUGUGAGCUACCCAAAUUUGAUGGGCAAGAUUUCUUGAGGAGGUUCAAAGGGAAGAAAAUAAUGUUCGUCGGGGACUCUCUAAGCCUCAAUCAAUGGCAAUCUCUUACAUGCAUGUUACAUGCAACUGUGCCCAAAUCAAGAUUCACCUCAGAAAAAAUUCGAAACCUCUCCACAUUUUUUAUACCGGACUAUAACAUCUCAUUGAUGUUGUCUAGAAAUGCAUUUUUGGUUGACCUUGUAGUUGAAAAGAAUCUCAGGAUUUUGAAGUUGGAUUCAAUCCAAAAUGGCAAUUCAUGGAAUGGGUUUGAUAUGCUUAUAUUCAACACGUGGCACUGGUGGCUUCACAAGGGAAAUCAAAAACCGUGAGAUUAUAUCCAACAAGGUGACAAGCUUGUUAAGGACAUGGAUCGGUUAACGGCGUUUAGUGAGGGGUUAAAGACAUGGUCCAAAUGGGUGGAUUCCAAUGUUAAUCCCUCACAAACUAAGGUUUUCUUUCAAGGCAUUUCUCCUACUCAUUACAAUGGUGCGGAGUGGAAUGCAUCAAAGGGGACUAAUUGUAGAGGCGAAACCCAACCGAUCAACGGGUCGGUUUAUCCUGGCGGAACCCUGCCAGCGGUGGCGGUGGUGAAGGUUGUGCUUAGCGGCAUGAAAACUCCGGUUGGGUUGUUGGACGUGACGACUCUCUCGGCGCUGAGGAAAGACGGGCAUCCAUCGAUUUACGGGCUCGAUGGGCAAAAGGGAAAUGAUUGUAGCCAUUGGUGCCUAGCUGGAGUUCCUGAUACUUGGAAUCAAUUGCUAUAUGGGAUGUUGAUCACUAAUGGGAAAUCUAAGAUGUAAAAAUUGCGUCUUGUUUAAGUUGUGAUUGAUCACUAAUGAGACAUCACCAUUAGUCUCUUGUAAUGUUGUGUAUUAUCUUUUUUUUUCUUCGUUCAUGAUUUUGAUUUUUCAUGCAGUAUUUUUUUUUUCAUCCAUUAGUAUAAGAAGAUUGUGCGAAAUUAAAAUUUCAAAAAAUGUUAAUUGGUGGCUACAAGGCACUUUAUUAUUUAAUAAUAAUAUUGAGAAAA